This is a messenger RNA of Lingula anatina, 1334 nucleotides long. RefSeq names its product rap guanine nucleotide exchange factor 2. Gene Ontology annotation, molecular function: protein binding; guanyl-nucleotide exchange factor activity. Gene Ontology annotation, biological process: Ras protein signal transduction. The record is from RefSeq and is a predicted model, not a curated record. Gene Ontology annotation, cellular component: apical plasma membrane; plasma membrane. Lineage: Eukaryota; Metazoa; Brachiopoda; Lingulata; Lingulida; Lingulidae.
CCUAAUUCCGCCAGUCUGUUUUAGACGGGCCGCGAAAUUCUUAAAAAUUUAUCUACCUUCGUCCGGAUAUUUAUCAUGUUUUCAGAUGGAAAUGCACACAGUGGGCACCUAGAACACUGACCCAUGGUUGUAUGCUAUAAGAUUAGAGUCCAGUUCAUUGGCAUGUCAGUGUCAAUCUUCCCCAAACCAAAACAUUACUGACAGGUGUCAAUCAUUCCGUGACCUAUCUUCACCCUGUUGAUUGACUGUCCAGCGUCCUGCUGUUACUUGGAGCGGCAGAUGUCUUUGUAAAAACACUACAACACGGUGAUAACAUGACAGCAGGUAUGGUGGGUAUGCAGGACAGCUACACUGGGAUUCUCCAUAGAAAUUUUACUGUAUAGCCCACCAUUCCUAUACCUGGAUACUGAUAAAAACAAAACUUGGAUGACAUGUGGUCAAGAAAUGUCUCUGAUGGUCAGUGAUCUGUGUUCAAGUGAUCUGUUGACCCUGCAUAUUGCAUAGCAACCAAGAUCUGAAUAGAACUGAGGAAGAUCACGGACUCCCCAAGACUGGAAGUAUUGAUUGUGAUGCCUUAUCUGAGGAUUCUUGAUAGACACUAAUCUAUAAAGCUGCUGAUAUGACAAACAACAACAAUAACUGUGCUCACUAAGCCAGAGAUUUAUGAUAAAACCUGCCCAGGAUCUUGGCAUAUUGAACGUCUUUUGCCAACUGGUGUUUAAGCAGUAUUUUCAAAGACAUUGUGGUAAGGAGAAAUCCUAUAUCAACUAGGUGAAAUAACUGUCUGUCAGCCUCCGACUUUUUUCAAAAAUGUUCUUAUGUCAGGAAAAUGGAUAAAAUUUUCAAGAAACAGUGCUAGCCAGUGAGAGGAAGAUUGCAGUAUUGAUAUUUAUGUGAUUAGUAGAUAGGAUUGAGUUUCUACUGAAGUCUUCCACAGGUUAACUGUCACUAUGGCGAGGGCAAGUGAGAGACACUUCCUACAUUGUCUGAAAAAACAUAUUCCACAGAGAACUGCAGAUGACUUGGACAUAAUAUAUGCGUACCUGCGAGGGCUAGAGGCACUGAGCUCACUGAGAGAACCAGCACUACGGGCCAUCUGCAAGAAUGUGCGAUACGAGUUCCACGACGCAAAUGAUAUAUUAUACUGCCGUGGUGAGAUCAGCUCCUGCUGGUAUAUCCUGCUUACUGGGAGUGUGUUCAUAGACGGAUCCAUGUUCCUGCCAAGAAGCAGUUUUGGCAAGCGGACGGCAGGAUGUGCCCGUCGUCCCAACGAGUGCCUCAUUCUGGAGCCGUCGGAAAUGAUUGUGGUAAGUUUAUAAGUGUGGAUUGUAUAU